Hibiscus syriacus is the source of this 531-nucleotide messenger RNA. RefSeq names its product zinc finger protein ZAT11-like. The record is from RefSeq and is a predicted model, not a curated record. The transcript has a single exon. Gene Ontology annotation, biological process: response to stress; response to chitin. The coding region runs from base 1 to 507 and encodes 168 amino acids. NCBI's taxonomy places the organism in Eukaryota, Viridiplantae, Streptophyta, Magnoliopsida, Malvales, Malvaceae.
AUGAAAAGAGGAAGAGUGUGUGUAGAGAUUCAGGGUUUCGACGUUGCGAAAUGUCUGAUGCUGCUAUCUCAAGGCCUAGAAACCGAGCAAAAACACCAUUCGGCCAGCGAUGUUUUCGAGUGCAAAACUUGUCAACGGUGCUUCCCCUCGUUCCAGGCAUUGGGGGGUCACCGAGCAAGCCACAAGAGACCCAAAUUGGUGGGGGACAAACCAAACAAAACAACGCAUUUCCUUAGUUUAUCAUCCACCGAGUCCAAGGCUCAUGAGUGCUCCAUUUGCGGCCAAGUGUUUUCAAUGGGACAAGCUUUGGGUGGCCAUAUGAGGAGGCAUCGGAUCGCCAUAAACGAAUGCUUCUUGCCGUUUCCGCUCUCUUCGACGGUCCCGGUGUUGAAGACAUCGAAUAGUAGUCGGAGGGUUGUUUGCUUGGACCUGAAUUUGACGCCGUUGGAGAAUGAUUUGCAAGUUUUGUUUGGGAACAAGGCUCCCAAGGUUGAUAUUUGCAUUUGAUACAACAUGUGAAUGUUUUUUUUU